AUGGCGACGGGCGACGGUCGUGUUGCUUGGGCCUUUUGCGGGGAAGGGAACGUUAAGUGGAACGGACGAUCAGUCACGCAGCAGAUUUUGGUGGAACAAAUGCAGUUGUGCAGUAAGGUUAUCUUAUAA
Messenger RNA from Sclerotinia sclerotiorum 1980 UF-70, 129 nucleotides. RefSeq lists its product with no specific name. Bases 1 to 129 code for a protein of 42 amino acids. NCBI's taxonomy places the organism in Eukaryota, Fungi, Ascomycota, Leotiomycetes, Helotiales, Sclerotiniaceae. The transcript has a single exon. The record is from RefSeq and is a predicted model, not a curated record.